CAAACAGAGCGCGAACCACAGACAAGGGGCAACGAGACGGUGGGCAGGACGAAGGGAAACGAGGCAGAACUAGGAGAUAAAAAGCACCAAAUCAGAGGUGUGUAAUAGUGGAAAAAGGGGAGUCAGGAGAGGAAAGGAGAGCGGUGACUUGUGGACCAAAGAGGCAGAGAAAUAAAGACGUGAAGAAGGGAAAGAAAAGAGGGGUGGGGGGGGCGAAAGGAGAGCGGCACACUGUAAAAACGAGUGAAAGCGAGAAAGUGAGACGUGACAGACUGACAGACAGAGCGCUGAUCAUCCGGGAACCUCAGAUAAGAUGCGUGCGUCCCUGCUGCUCAGCUGCUGUGUCCUGGCGGUGACACACUCGUUCCUGUCCUCGGCCCACAUGGUCCCCGAUGAGACUCUGUCCACCAACAGGGUGGUGGUCUCCAACGCUCUGUCCCAUAGUCUGGACGUGGGGACACCAUCUGUUGUUAUUGUAGAGUUGCCAAAAUCAGUGAGGAAGAACAAGAAAACAAAGAAACAAAAAAAGAACAAGUUUGGGGUGAAGAAGCGCCCCCCCCCUCCUCCUGACUGUAUUCCCUUGUGGGGAAGCUGUAAAUCUCCGAGCAAUGUCUGCUGUGAUUUCUGUGCUUUCUGCCAGUGUCGGCUCUUCAGAACUGUGUGUUUCUGUCGGAUGGGCAACCCCGGCUGCCCAUGAAAAGCACUUUAUUACCGAGGACUGCCACGCAGUGAACUUUCUGAACCUCUAACAGGGUGUAACUGCUUAUAGGACUGCUACGACACUCGAAUAUUAAAGUUGUUAUCCCACUUUGAGCUUUUUUUUUAGCAUGCAUAAAAUGGAUAUGUUUGCUCAAACUAUUGCUUUAUUUUUUACACAGAAAUACAUGAAUGCUCAGUACCAAAUAUUUUAUGAAGCCUUAUAAGAAUAAAGUCCAUGUGCUAUGUUUUAUAUAAACAGUGUAUUUGUUUUAUUUAAUGAAUUCACAAAUAUUUACAGUUGUCAGUACAAUACUUUAUAACUUCCUCAACUCAGAUCUAAAGAUCUAAACCCCCCCUGGGGCCGGAUUCACAAAAG
Messenger RNA from Centropristis striata (black sea bass), 1075 nucleotides. RefSeq names its product agouti signaling protein 1 (gene asip1). The coding region runs from base 314 to 697 and encodes 127 amino acids. Gene Ontology annotation, cellular component: extracellular region. Gene Ontology annotation, biological process: hormone-mediated signaling pathway; melanosome organization; positive regulation of melanin biosynthetic process. The transcript is spliced from 4 exons. Gene Ontology annotation, molecular function: melanocortin receptor binding; neuropeptide hormone activity. NCBI's taxonomy places the organism in Eukaryota, Metazoa, Chordata, Actinopteri, Perciformes, Serranidae. The record is from RefSeq and is a predicted model, not a curated record.